GUGUACCGCAGUGUGUUGCUUCGUCACACUCCCAGAGAGCAGCCAGCCGAUGAAAACAUGGAGGUGGACUCCGUGUCUGGAGGAGAAUCUGCAGAGAAAACCAAUCAGCAGCCAGCAGGCAGACAUCCUGACCAAUCAGAGGAGGAGGAGCGUGGUGACCUCAUCCAGUUUUACAACAUGGUGUUCGUCCUGAAGAUGAAGAGCUUUGCUAUGCGCUACGCCACCGGCGACACCCGGGCCGACGCCCCGCCCCUCUCUCCGUUCCCGUCGGUCCGCGCUCAGCCUCUGUCGCCGCGGCGCGUCAGUCAGAGACACUCGCUCUACGUUUCACCUCACAAGAACUCAGCAGGGAGUCUGACGCCAAACUCCUUCACCUACAGGAUCAACAGCAGCCCGUCCAAGGAGCUGUUGGACAUCAACCGGAUGAUCCGCCAGGGCGCCGUCAGCAGGAAGAGGGCCUUCACCAUGGAGGGCGACGUGAUGAUGUCAUCAGCGUGCGACUCGCCCAAUAAGAGGGCGUGUCCGGAGAACGGCAGCGGUCCCGACGUUCUGCUGAAGCGCCUGCAGGACGUCGUGUCCGAGCGCCAGAGUCACUGA
This is a messenger RNA of Corythoichthys intestinalis (scribbled pipefish), 597 nucleotides long. Its product is annotated as retinoblastoma-like protein 1. Gene Ontology annotation, cellular component: chromatin; nucleus; transcription regulator complex. Lineage: Eukaryota; Metazoa; Chordata; Actinopteri; Syngnathiformes; Syngnathidae. The transcript is spliced from 4 exons. Gene Ontology annotation, biological process: regulation of transcription by RNA polymerase II; negative regulation of G1/S transition of mitotic cell cycle; cell differentiation. The annotation marks the transcript as partial. The record is from RefSeq and is a predicted model, not a curated record. Gene Ontology annotation, molecular function: RNA polymerase II transcription regulatory region sequence-specific DNA binding.